Molecule: messenger RNA, 1074 nt
Organism: Girardinichthys multiradiatus
Lineage: Eukaryota; Metazoa; Chordata; Actinopteri; Cyprinodontiformes; Goodeidae
Gene: akr1a1a
Product: aldo-keto reductase family 1, member A1a (aldehyde reductase)
Exons: 8
Coding region: 58-1032 (324 amino acids)
Biological process (GO): aldehyde catabolic process
Cellular component (GO): cytosol
Molecular function (GO): aldose reductase (NADPH) activity
Source: RefSeq, a predicted model, not a curated record
CCCUCAAAACACUCGUUUGUCUCUGCCUGUCCUCCAUCAGGUUCUCUGAGCUGAAACAUGAGCACUUUUGUGACUCUCUCGUCGGGGCAGAGGAUGCCUAUGGUUGGAAUCGGCACGUGGAAGAGUGCUCCAGGUCAGGUGAAGCGGGCAGUGCUGGCAGCUUUAGACUGUGGCUACAGACACAUAGACUGUGCAGCUGCGUAUGGCAAUGAGCAGGAGGUUGGAGAGGCUCUGGCUCUUUGGCUGGGUGCUGGAAAGGCUCUGCGGCGGGACGAGGUGUUUGUGACAUCCAAACUUUGGAACACUAAGCAUGACCCAGAGGAUGUUGAGGACACAUGUAGGACCUGUCUGGCCCACCUGGGUCUCUCCUACCUGGAUCUUUACCUCAUGCACUGGCCCAUGGCCUUUAAGCGGGGGAAGGAGCUAAUGCCUCGACAAGACGAUGGGAGUAUUUGCUACUCUGAUACACACUACAGAGAUACUUGGAAGGCCAUGGAGAACCUUGUAGAUGAAGGUCUCGUUAAGGCUAUAGGGCUAUCCAACUUCAACGCAAGGCAGAUUGAUGACAUCAUGAGCAUUGCCAGACACAAACCUGUGGUGAACCAGGUCGAGUGCCACCCUUAUUUAUCUCAAGUAGACCUCCUGUCACACUGUCGGUCUUUAGCAAUUUGUGUGACAGCUUAUAGUCCUCUAGGCAGCAGAGACAGACCCUGGACUUCUCCUGAUGAGCCUAGUCUGCUUGAAGACCUGCGACUUGGAGCCAUCGCCGAGAGAUACCAGAAAUCUCCCGCUCAGGUGAUACUCAGGUGGCAGGUCCAGAGGGGUGUGGUGUGUAUCCCCAAAAGUGUGACUGCCUCCAGGAUCAAGGAGAAUUUAAAGGUGUUUGAUUUUUCCUUGUCAGAAGAGGACAUGAAGCUGAUCGACUCCUUUAACCACAACACACGUUUUAUUGUUCCAACAGUGGAGAAGGACGGCAAGAGAGUGUGGAGGGAUGCAGAACAUCCUCAUUUUCCCUUCCAUGAUCCAUACUGAGCCAUACUUUAAAGAUGAAAAAUAAAAGAAACUGAACCUCAA